CUCUAGUAUUCCGACAGUAACCACAUUCCUAACACACGCUUGGAGGCACUCGGAAGUACCAAUAGUAUGGCUGAAUAACCACCGACAGAAUUAGCUUCUGAACGACAUUGGACGACAACCUCCUACCACCCACCAACUACCGACAAACGCGCAACCCCGGUCCUAAUCACCCUCUCAACCUCGGCUGACCAUUACUACCCACCGACAGCCGGUCAUGUUCGAACCCGAACGCUCGGUCUCUCCAGAGCCUGUUCAGAUUUAUGGUCGUCUUCAUCAUCUGAAAGGCAAGACCAAGGCGAUCAAGCAGAGUUGUGAUAUCGAUUGUCCUGUGAUCACCAUCGGUCGAGAUCAGUCGAGCGAUAUCAGGAUCCACGCGUUGGACGUCUCGAGGACGCACUGCAAGAUCACCUUUGACCUCAUCACCGGUAAAGCGGUCAUCGAGAUCCUUUCCAAAGCCGGUCUCAAGAUCAACAAGACCCUCUUACCCCUCGGCACGCAACAUACCUUGCAAGACGGGGAUGUCAUCUCCGUCGCCGUCAGGCGGUUCAAAUUCGAAUACGCCCAAGACUCUGGGGAAGGAAGCGGGUUGGAAGCGCCUUGGUUGCCAGACUCCCCGGCUCCUACCAGGAGUUAUGGAGGACAAGCGAAUUUCGGGGAAGAAGAUCAAGUUCCCGGGUCCCCGAUGAGACCGAGUACGAGAGCUACCGGCAGUACGAGGUUCGCAGCGUCUUCCCGACGGAGGAACUCGACCCGACUGCAUCUGUUCCCUGAGCACGCCGCUAGCAAGGAAGUUAAGGAUGCGAUCCUCGCUUUGGCGGGGAACGAGACCCCUUCGGCAGAGGAUGAAGCGGCGGGGAAGAAGAGGGACCUGGCCUAUAUGGAGAUGGUAGAUGAGGAUGACGAGCAAGGGACAGGAGUAGGGAUCGAGGCAAAGAUUCUGGAAGCGGCGAACUCGCCUGUUAAACCUCAACGCGCCUUGCCAAGGUCGUUCGCUACACCUCAGCCGGGCAAGAAGAUCCUGAAGGCGCCUAGGACGAGCUUGGUACCAAGGACCAGGAAGAACGUGCGGAUGGCCGUGCAAGAGGAGGAUGUUCCCGUCGAAGCUAUCGAGCCCGUACAGGUACAGGAGGAGAGCAAGGUGGAGAUGACGCCAUCUCAAAUCCCUCUACCGCCUACGGAAAACACCCCAUAUGUGCUCCAAACCGGCCUAUACCCAUCCUUAGACGAGCUGGAUCAGGACUUGGACAAUUCUUUUGAUUCGGAAGGACCGUCAAGUCCGUCGCCUUUGGUUCCCGGACAAGGAAUGUACAGCACUCCGACCCCCAAGAACAAGUUUAUUGACUUGUUGGCUAAGGAGGAAGGUGGACUUGCUGGGUACCAGACGCCGAGAAACGUACCUUUGCCCGCUUCGAUGGAUACACCUUAUGUGACCGAACGGGCUGACCAUGGCGAGGAGGAAGAGAGCCAGGACGUAGAGAUGGAGGAUGUCGAGGGCGUACAGGACACCUCGAUGGGUGCCCCGGUGACCCCGCCCAAGACGACCCAGAUGGAGCAGGAAGAGACAUCACCUCUUACGUUCAACGACGAGAACCAGCCUCCUGCUCCCGUCUCCCCUGUUCGUAACGGUGACGAUCACGAAGUUGACCUUCGCUCUCUCAUGCCCUUGACACCUAAACCGAGGACCGGUAGGAACUCUUUGAGGAGAAAUCUCCUCUUGCACAGUUCCCAAAAGGUCAUGGAAGCUCAGCUCGUCCAAAGGCAGAGGAUGAUGCAACAAAUGGCCUCGGCUAGGAACGGUCAAAGUCAGAUUAUCGCGCCUACACCGAUGAGAUUCCAGAGCACACCUUACAAGACGGCUCUGCCUAGUCCUGGAGUUACCGACUAUGAGAGCAGUGAGAGCGACGAGGAGGAGAGGGAAGAGGUGGCUUUCGAGGAUGCUAGCGACCAUUUCGACGAGGAGGAAGAGUAUGAGGAUGUCAGCGGGGCGUAUGAGACGGAUGCCGAGGAGCUUCAUGGGGAAGCUGAGGAUGAGGAGGAUGACGAAGAUGAGCAGGAUGAGGUUGCUACUCCUGUGCAAGCGCACGCCAACAGCGUCAGCUCUGCCUCGUUCACCCCCUCGAUUCGUCGCAUUAUCAACGAGGAGAUCGCUGCAGCUGGCGACUCGUCUGACGACGAUGUCGAUAGAAGCCUAGACGUCGGGGCUAUGGAUGAUUCUGAUUCUGGACACGAGCAUGAACAGCAAGAAUACGCAUACGAGCAAGGUCAGGCCGAGCAAGAAGAUGACGAGGAGAUGGAACAGGAGGAAGAGUACGAAGAGGCGCAGGAGAUUCCCAUUGACCCGGCUCUCGUUCCGCUACCCGAGACUCCCGUCCAGCGCACGCUCGGGGAGCGCUUCUUUACCCCUCAAUACAUCGCCCGCAAAUCCGCUCGUGCUCAGCCUCGAAAGUCGCUUGACAAUUUCGGCCCGCCGGUCAAGUUCCAGGCGAUGUUGGCGACGCCUGUCAGGGAGGCGGUAGACAGGAUGAGCUAUGAUAUGGACCAGCAGGACGGAGAGAGCGACCGCGAAUUUGUCAAGCAGGAAGAAGCUGAAGAGGAAUCUCAAGCCGAAGCCGACCACUCGGAGACGGAGCGGGAGCCGGUCUCGUAUCAACAAGAAUUUGAGCAGGCCGAGUUGAAGAAACAGCAAGAGGCUUGGGAACAAAGUCAAAAGGCGAACAGCCGUCGUCGAACGCUGCCUGCACCCCCAGCCGGUUUCGAGACUCCUGAAGUGGCCGCCAGACCGCUCGAGCUGAGGAUGCCUGAGACGGCACAACACCCUGCUCUCGCCGGUCACAAGAUCGAUGAGGUCUCGAGCGAUGAAGACGAGGUCGAGGUGGUGGCAAAGGACCCGCUGUCCGAUAUCAAAUCGCACUUGAAAUCUCUGCGACGCAAGAGCUUGCACCGACAGAGCGUAGGAGGACCGAGCCGACCGAUCGACAUGAACAAUAGGCGUGCUACCGUUGGACUCGCUCAGCCAACGACCCCGCGAGCCUCGUCUCGAGCACCUCAACAGUUCUAUUCCGCAGCGCCCGCUUCCCGUUUCGGAAAUGUUUUGGCGCCUCCUCAGUAUGCGACUCAAGGCAUGGAGGAACAAGCGACCGUGUCGAUGCGGGAUGUCAAUCCGACCGGGGCUGCUUCUGCUCAGGCCAACAAGAUCCACGAGGAUGAUGAAGGCUCGAAUGACGAGGCAGACUCCGCGCGGAGCGAAAUUGACGAGGACGUUCCGACGGCCAAGCCAGAGUCUGACAACGGAAUGGAUGUGGAACAAGCAGGCGAGCCAGAGACGGAAGUGCAGCCGGAACGCGAUGUCUCGCCGCCGACCCAAGCAACCGAAUCAAUGGCCAACUUGAAUAUCUCCAACGCCCCAGCGACGCCGGAAUAUCGAGGUCUUAAGGAGAUGCUCAAUAUCAAGACUCUACAGACCCCCAAAUUUACUGGACUGAGAGAGAUGUAUGCCGAGGUCCGGGAUGCCCAGACCCCAUUGAUGAACGGGAUCAAAAACAUGUUCGCUCAACCAGCCAACCCUAGCACCCCGGACAUGAGCGGGCUGAAACACAUGAUGGCCGAACCGGCUCAACGGUCAACGCCCGAUCUCAACGGAUUACAGGACGUCUUGUACAAACAGGAUCCUGGCGAGCAGGAGCAUCAAGAAGAGCCGGCCGACACCGAGGUUCAGGAAGAGCAAGAGCAACAGGAGGAAACACCGGAUGAGCAGCCUUCGGAGACUAUCUCGGUCGCGAAGCCAUCGCGGGUCAGCAGCAAAGCCAGUAUUCCAGCAGUGACGACCACAAGGACUCGUCGCAAGGUUGCGGAACCCGCGGCAGAUGAAGCUGGUCCAAGCACGAGUACCGCUGCAGUAACCAAACGGUCUACCACGACGACUGCCCGCACGACCCGAACUAGGGCCCCCGCGGUGGCUGAAGAAACUGCGUCCGUCGAGCCCGUCAAGCGGAGUCGAACGAGGACUGCGGCCGCUUCGGCUGAGCCGACGCCUGCACCUGUAACUGCAGCACGAGCCACCCGUGCGACCAAGACGUCGACCGCUGUACCGGCUCGUGCGACUCGAGCGAAGGCAAGCGCAACACCCGAGGUUCCGGAAGAGCCCGUCAAGCCGGCUCAAGAGGAAACCAUCGUUCUGGUCAAGCCGACGGUUCCUAGUCGAGUCGGCAGGACGACGGCCGCUAGGUCUGCCGCGACGACGACUACAGCGACGAGGAAGGCCGCUCCCCUGAAGACCACCACGGCUCCUCCUCAGGUGCCCGAGGAAGCCGUCGCAGAGGAAGCCGGUUCGAAACCUAAAGCUCGAGCUACGCGAACGACUCGGGCGGUCAAGGUGGAAGAGACGCCGGCGGAAGAGAACGAAUCUGCUGCUGUGGCUCCUAAACGACGAACGGCGAGAACGGGGGCGAGCGACUUGACCGCUCCUACCGCUAGCAGUAAAGCGAGGGCAGCGUCGUCGGCCGCUUCUAAUGCUGCCAGUACGACCACGACCGCCAGGAAAGUACCAGCGACGAGGACGAGGGCUGCAGCGACGGCUCCGGUCGUUUUGGAGGAAGAAGUAGCUGUGCCCAAACGUGUCACCCGAGCCAGGAAGUGAUGGCUGGAUACUCAUAUUCUUAUGCACUUCUUGAACUGAUCGCCUAUAUCUUUACGAUCUUGUUGUAACACUACUAAUUUUCGAUAAUUCAUGUCAGACUGGCUAGACGAGUGACAUUCUACGAGAUUUCGUUACGUGAUCAACGUCAUGUAAAUUCG
Molecule: messenger RNA, 4794 nt
Organism: Filobasidium floriforme
Lineage: Eukaryota; Fungi; Basidiomycota; Tremellomycetes; Filobasidiales; Filobasidiaceae
Exons: 8
Coding region: 215-4636 (1473 amino acids)
Molecular function (GO): protein binding
Source: RefSeq, a predicted model, not a curated record